This is a messenger RNA of Zygosaccharomyces rouxii, 1224 nucleotides long. It is a transcript of the gene TIM44, whose product is annotated as protein translocase subunit TIM44. NCBI's taxonomy places the organism in Eukaryota, Fungi, Ascomycota, Saccharomycetes, Saccharomycetales, Saccharomycetaceae. The record is from RefSeq and is a predicted model, not a curated record. Bases 1 to 1224 code for a protein of 407 amino acids. Gene Ontology annotation, cellular component: mitochondrial inner membrane. Gene Ontology annotation, biological process: protein import into mitochondrial matrix. The transcript has a single exon. Gene Ontology annotation, molecular function: protein-folding chaperone binding.
AUGUACAAGGGAAUAGUAACACAGAGGUCAGUUGCACUCUUUUCGACUUCAUCUAGGUCUUUACAAGGUCGUAGUCCACUUCAGAUUUUCCGUGAUACUUUCAAGAAAGAAUGGGAGAAGUCUCAAGAGCUACAAGAGAAUAUUAAAACAUUACAGGAUGCAUCUGGACGUUUAGGUGAUUCUGAAGGUGUGAAAAGAGCCAGAGAAGCUUAUUUAAGAGCUCAAAAAGGAUCUACCAUCGUUGGUAAAACUCUACAAAAGACUGGUGAAACGGUUGAAGGUAUUGCUAGCAAGGCAUGGGAAUCGGAGAUUGCCAAAUCUACUAGAAGUGCAGCAUCUGCAACCGCUAAAAAACUAGAUAAGAGUUUUGAACCAGUGAGGAAUACCAAAAUUUACAAGGAUGUUUCAGAAGUCAUGGAAGAUGCAGACACAUCUCGUUAUGGUGGAUUUUUAACGAAAGAACAGAGAAAAAUAAAGCGUGAAAGAGAAAUUGCAUCUGGUAAAAGAGCCAGAGCCAUUAGAAGUAACGAAGAAGCAGGUACCGCUUUGGUGGCCACAAACAUCGAAGCUAAGGAAUCUUUAGGUAAAAAAGUGGAAGAUUUUAGAGAAAAGACCUUUAUUGGUCGUGCUAUUCAACAAUUGAAAGUAAGACUUUGGAACGAAAAUGAAAAUCCUCUAAUUGUAAUUUUAAGAAAGAUCACUAAUAAGGUUGGUGGAUUUUUUGCUGAAACCGAGACUGCUAAAGUUAUCGGACAGUUCAAAUUGUUAGAUCCAUCGUUUACCAGUGAAGGUUUUACUAGACAAUUGAGAGAUUAUGUCAUCCCUGAAGUUUUGGAAGCUUACGCUAAAGGUGAUGAGAAAACAUUGAAAAAAUGGUUUAGUGAAGCUCCAUUUAACGUUUAUGCAGCUCAACAAAAGUUCUUCAGGGAUCAAAAAUUGUUUGCCGACAGUCGUAUCUUAGAUAUUAGAGGUGUGGAUAUCGUUAGUGCCAAAUUGUUGCCACCACAAGAUAUCCCAGUUCUAAUUGUUGGUUGCAGAGCUCAAGAGAUUCAAUUGUACAGAAGUAUAAAGUCUGGUGAGGUGGCAGCAGGUCACGAAUCUAACAUUUUAAUGAGUUCGUACGCAAUGGUCUUUACUAGAGAUCCUGAAAACGUGGAAGAUGAAGAGACUGAAGGGUGGAGAAUCAUUGAAUUCGUUCGUGGUGGUUCCAGACAAUUUACCUGA